Messenger RNA from Trichomonas vaginalis G3, 1086 nucleotides. RefSeq lists its product as uncharacterized. The transcript has a single exon. The record is from RefSeq and is a predicted model, not a curated record. Lineage: Eukaryota; Parabasalia; Trichomonadida; Trichomonadidae. The coding region runs from base 1 to 1086 and encodes 361 amino acids.
AUGAGUACACCAGCAUUACCAGCACCAAACGGCGAAAAUGCACCAGAGGUAAAAUGGGAUGACGAUUACACUUUUGCUUUUACUAAAGACCAUCAGGCUAAAUAUGCGGAUGCAAUACCACCAAGGGAGGUUAAAGAGAGAAAAGCGAGAGGACGCAAAGGAGCCGAUGAGUUAUUUAAUAUAGUUUCAUCAAAAACGGCAAGAGAUAUUAAAAGAAAGCAGGAUUGGAUUAGUAAUGCAUCAUUUAAUAUAUGGAAUGCAAAAGAUAUGGAAAGACAUGGAGGAGUUCAAAGAUAUUGGGGUCAGUUGGAAGAUUAUGACCACGAUGGAAUGCCCAUUGAAUAUGUCGUAAGAAGAGGAGGAAGCGACGGUCCUGUUGUGGCGGUUAAUGGUUAUACAACUUCAAAGUCCGAUUUUCCAUGGAGGUAUGAUUAUUAUGAAGCAUACCCAACAGAAGAAAAGAGGAAAGAAAAAUCAUUCGGUGAUUUCAUUCAUGAUAAAUAUGGACCGAAGUACAAACCUGACCAUAUGACUGUUGAAAGUUAUAAAUUAGAUCCGGAAAGUGAUAGUAGAACACGAUGGAUUAAACAGCAUGGAGGUUAUACCUAUCCUGUACCUAAAGAUAUUACACCAUAUCAGGCAAUAUCUACUAUCGUUCAUGGUAUCAUCGGUGAUAUUAUAUUAAAUAAUUAUGCUAAAGGCGAUGAAGAAAUGGCAAAAGAAAUUAGAAAGAAGAUUAUGAAAGCAUCUGGAAAAGGUCCUGGUUUCGCAUCCGUCCUAUGCUCUUUGGUUUAUGAUACUGUCAUAACAACUCCUAUUCAUGAUUUAUUAAGAACUAAAGGAUUAAUGCCUAAAUACAUUGAAUUAUUCGUGGAAACGAAGAGGAGAACCAAACCAGAGUUUGAAUUUAAAGCUGAAAAUCCAGAACAUGCAGAUAUGUUUAAUAAAUGGUUAGCAGCGAAGAAGAAAUAUAAGCAAGCAGCGAAGAAGUUAGCAAAGCAGUACGUAAGUGAUGAAAACAGAGCUAAAUUUAAAGCUGAUAUUACUGCAAGAAUUAAAGCAUCGCUUGAUAGGUUAAGUGCUUAA